Molecule: messenger RNA, 1359 nt
Organism: Brassica napus (rape)
Lineage: Eukaryota; Viridiplantae; Streptophyta; Magnoliopsida; Brassicales; Brassicaceae
Product: gamma conglutin 1
Exons: 1
Coding region: 2-1288 (428 amino acids)
Biological process (GO): proteolysis
Molecular function (GO): aspartic-type endopeptidase activity
Source: RefSeq, a predicted model, not a curated record
CAUGGUGAUCAGUUAUCGUAAUUCACAUGGCAAGUCCCAAAUAAAAAAGUCCAAAAAUAUAUACAAAACAAUGGUUUCCCGUGAGAUCUUCUUACUACUCUCACUUAUCCUUCUCAACCUAGCAAACACAUCGCAGUCUUAUGAACCAAAGGUUCAAGCAUUUCUACACCCUAUUUACAAAGACAAGGCCUCAAAUCUCUACUCUUUGCCUUUAUCCAUUGGCACGGAUCUCCCUAGCCAGAACUUCCUCAUCGACCUCAACGGAGCCGCACCGUUAUUGCUAAACUGUGCCACCGCGGCCAAAUCCCCUUCACACCGCUCCAUCAAAUGCGGUUCCACAACAUGCAAAUUCGCAAACCCUAGCUUUUCCUGUCCGAACAACACCACCAAGAAGCCUACCUGUGGCAAUUACCUCUCAACUUCAUUGACUAACCGACCAGUCAAUGCUAGGUUCCUCCGAGACGCCUUCUACUUACUAUACACUCCUAAUGGAGUAUACCAUAUGGACAGCGAAAAGAUCUCUACGUUGACUUUGACUUGCACUGAUGAUGCAACUGCCUUAAAGUCUAUACCCUCGGCUUUCAAUGGGUCCAUUGGUCUAGCUAACACUCAUAUAUCGAUUCCCUCACAGCUUGUCUCUAUGUACAAGUUUCCUCCUAAGAUGUCACUUUGCUUGCCUUCCACGGAAGGAAUGGAGUCGUACUCCGGUGAUCUUUGGAUCGGUGGAGGCCCUUAUUAUUAUAUGCCUUUCAGUAAAGAUGUCACCACGAUCUUCGCCUCCACGCCUUUGAUCAGUAGCAACUCUGGUGAGUACUUAAUCGAUGUGAAGUCCAUCCAAAUCGGUGGAAAGAACAUUCCUAUACUCCAUGGAACUACAAAGAUCAGCACAUUGGCUCCUUACACUGUCCUUCACACUUCCAUUUACAAGGCUCUUCUCGCAGUCUUCACCGGAAGUGCUAAGAUGGUCAAAGCUCCGGCGGUGAAGCCGUUCGGUGCGUGCUUCCGCUCCAACGGAGGACGUGGAGUUCCGGUGAUCGAGCUUGUGCUGAGAGGAGGGGCUAGGUGGAAGAUUUACGGGUCGAACUCGCUGGUGAAGGUGAAUCAAAAUGUGGUUUGCUUAGGGUUUGUUGACGGAGGUGUGAGUCCAAAGAGCCCUAUAGUGAUCGGAGGGUUUCAAAUGGAGAAUAAUUUGCUGGAGUUUGAUGUCAAAGCUUCCAAGUUUUCUUUCUCUUCUUCUCUUUUGCUUCACAACACUUCUUGCUCAAUUUCUAGGUUCUUUGGAAUGUAGUGUACAUGACUGAUUAUCGAUGUUAUGAAAGUUAUCAUCUUUCUUACCAAUAAAUUUAAGUCAAUGAGAUC